UGGCUAAGUACUGGUUGCGCGCGGCUUUCAAAUGGCACAACAGGUGCGGCGUUCUGAGCGCCUGCGGCAGGUGCCAAGGCCGCCGCGACAGGGCCUCCAGGGCCUCAAGGGCCUCAAGGGGAGUGAGCGCUUGCAGCUGCUGGAGACUGACUUCGCAGUUGCGGAUCCACUGGACGCGUCAGAUGGCGAGGCAGAGAAGCGGAAACGCCGGCAAGGCGCAGAGUCGCAAGCGCUCAUUGGGCCCAAGCGCAGAAGAUUUCUCUUCCAGGAACUGGCUUCACGCGCAGAGGAGGGCCCGAACUUCUUCACCUGCGAGGCCAAUGACACCUUCAGAUUGGCGACUGCAUCUACUUUGCCGAGACGCUUCUUUUGCCCGAGCUGUCUCAAACUGGCAAGGUACAAGUGUCCUCAAUGCUGCGGUGCCUUCUGCAGUCUCGGCUGCCAAAAGCUGCACAAAGAGGUGCUUUGCAGAUGAAGGCAGAGCUCGGCCUGCAGCCAGAUGCCAAUGUAGAAAAGGACC
Molecule: messenger RNA, 520 nt
Organism: Effrenium voratum
Lineage: Eukaryota; Dinophyceae; Suessiales; Symbiodiniaceae
Source: the annotation of a GenBank genome assembly